This is a messenger RNA of Aspergillus fumigatus Af293, 765 nucleotides long. RefSeq names its product 60S ribosomal protein eL8. NCBI's taxonomy places the organism in Eukaryota, Fungi, Ascomycota, Eurotiomycetes, Eurotiales, Aspergillaceae. Gene Ontology annotation, biological process: ribosome biogenesis. The record is from RefSeq and is a predicted model, not a curated record. Gene Ontology annotation, cellular component: ribonucleoprotein complex.
AUGCAGUCAUUCCUCAAAUUUUUGGAAAGAAUUGGUUUCGCUAACAAACUCCAGAACCCUCUCAUCGAGCGCCGCCCCCGCAACUUCGGUAUUGGCCAGGACGUCCAGCCCAAGCGCAACCUCUCCCGCUUCGUCAAGUGGCCCGAGUAUGUCCGCCUUCAGCGCCAGAAGAAGAUUCUGAACCUCCGCCUGAAGGUCCCCCCUGCCAUUGCUCAGUUCCAGAACACUCUGGACCGCAACACCGCUGCCCAGACCUUCAAGCUCCUCAACAAGUACCGCCCUGAGACCAAGGCCGAGAAGAAGGAGCGUCUCCACGCUGAGGCUACCGCUGUUGCCGAGGGCAAGAAGAAGGAGGAUGUCUCCAAGAAGCCCUACCACGUCAAGUACGGUCUCAACCACGUUGUCGGCCUCGUCGAGAACAAGAAGGCUUCCCUUGUUCUGAUCGCCCACGACGUUGACCCGAUUGAGCUGGUUGUCUUCCUUCCCGCUCUCUGCCGCAAGAUGGGUGUCCCCUAUGCCAUUGUCAAGGGCAAGGCUCGUCUCGGUACCGUUGUCCACAAGAAGACCGCUGCUGUCCUUGCUCUCACCGAGGUUCGCGCCGAGGACAAGGCUGAGUUCUCCAAGCUCCUCUCUACCAUCAAGGAGGGCUACACCGACAAGUACGAGGAGUCCCGCCGCCACUGGGGUGGUGGUAUCAUGGGCUCCAAGGCCGUUGCCCGCAUGGAGAAGAAGCGCAAGGCUGCUGAGGCUGCCGUCAGAGUUUAA